Messenger RNA from Suncus etruscus (white-toothed pygmy shrew), 939 nucleotides. RefSeq names its product cysteine and tyrosine rich 1 (gene CYYR1). NCBI's taxonomy places the organism in Eukaryota, Metazoa, Chordata, Mammalia, Eulipotyphla, Soricidae. Bases 319 to 786 code for a protein of 155 amino acids. The transcript is spliced from 4 exons. The record is from RefSeq and is a predicted model, not a curated record.
CCGAGGACGCCGGAGCGGCAGCCGGGCCCGCCCCCGAAGUGCCUUGGGGAGAGACAAAGAGACCUCGCCCCCAGCGCAGCCCGGCGCCGGCCGGCCCCGCGCUCCCCGGCUAGGCUCCCCCAGGCCAUGGGCAACUCUCAGAUCUCAUCCCCUCUCGGGAUCAUUGCUCUGGCCCUCUGAUCGCCCCCAUCCCACUGCACCUUGGUCGCCCAGGCUUCCCGGAUCGCCCAUCCCUCAUCACUCGCAUCAUCACCGCGUCUCCCAUUCCGUCUGUCCUUGUUGGCCAUCCAGGCGCGCACUCUUCGCUCAGCGGCUUGGAUGGACGCGCGCAGGCUGCCCGGGUGUCCAGGGGUCUUGCUUUCCAAGUUGGUCCUGCUGUUCGUCUACGCAGAUAAUUGUGUUGCUCAGUGUGGCAAAGACUGUAGGUCCUACUGCUGUGAUGGCACCACUCCCUACUGCUGCUCCUACUAUGCCUACAUUGGAAAUAUCCUCUCGGGCACAGCAAUUGCUGGCAUUGUGUUUGGAAUUGUGUUCAUCAUGGGAGUCAUUGCUGGAAUUGCCAUAUGUAUCUGCAUGUGCAUGAAAAACAACCGAGGGACUCGGGUUGGAGUCAUCAGGACCACCCAUAUCAAUGCCAUCUCCUCCUAUCCUGUAGCACCACCCCCCUAUAGCUACGACCACGAGAUGGAAUAUUGUGCUGACUUGCCUCCUCCAUACUCCCCGACCCCACAGGCUACAGCACAGCAUUCUCCACCGCCUCCUUAUCCUGGAAAUUCAAGGAAAUAAUCCUCCCAGAGCAGCAUAUGUGCAAGUCAGAGUUCUGGCGGGGAUUAAUAUGCCUCAACUGAGAAACAGACGGGAAAGGACUGCUGCAAGGAAUUCGUUGCUUCAUCAGACAAUAUGUCAAGAGGAAUGCCCAGGCUGAGUCACAGUGUUUCU